UCAUUGCGCCCGGAUGCCAACGGUCACCUGAGCCUUGUACGACUCGCUUGCAGCUAAGUCCGGAUUCAUCCGGGCCUUCUGGGAGUGGAAACCCUAUCUGAAGCCCCCUCCUCGCUGACCGCUUUGAUGGGCAGCUACCUGAGCUCACCUCAGUCCACACUGCAGCCCUUGGCCCAGGGGACCCCUAACCCGUGGCCUGGUCUGGCCCGGGCCCAGGAAGGGGACCUCAAGGGGCGCUGCAUCCGCUCCCGGCCCUUCCCCCAGAUGCCGCGGGACUGGGGGCCCGCCCAGCCCCAGAGGGUGGUCACGGAGGCGUGGGUGCGCCUUCCUGCCACAGCGCCCCCUGGGGCCACCGCGGAACGUUCCUGCACCUGGGAGAGUUACACGAAGUGGAGGCUUGUGAGCCCCCGGUCCCCAAGACGGACCUCCAGCCCGGUGACCAUCAAGAUCGCGCCUCUGGAGCACAAGGGGGUCCUCUGUGCACCCCCAGAGCAGGGGGCGCGCCCUGCCGGGAGCCCACCCACCGAGGAGCGCGGCGACCCCUGUGCCAAGGAGACCGUGCUGAGAGCGCUCCGCCGGUGCAAGAAGGGGAAGCGGAAGUUCGACGGGCCCCUCUGGUUUGAGACCCCGGAGGGCAGCGGCGGGACCCCGGGCCCGCCGCCCAGGCCCUCUGCCUUCAAGCCCCUGGCCAGAAACGGGGUGGUGCCCCACUACAUGCCCCGGCCGGUGCCUCUGGAGAGGAGCCUGUGCUCUUGAACCCGGGACGUCUGCACAGCGGAGGGAGACUGGCCUCGGUCUGCCGCCGGCCCUGCCUCGGGGACAGCCUUGCUCCAGCCCCGGACCCGGCAGUCCUGGCUCUGUCCGCAGGGACCACUGAAGAGUGUGGACAGUACCCCCUUCGCCCUCCCCUGCCUGCCCGCGCUUCCCCGCCUUUCCCCUGAAAACCAAGAUUUCAAAGGCGUCCUCUUUCCUCGCCUCCCCUGUGUGUCCAGAGAAGUAUGUAAUCCCAUUAAAAU
Molecule: messenger RNA, 1016 nt
Organism: Phyllostomus discolor (pale spear-nosed bat)
Lineage: Eukaryota; Metazoa; Chordata; Mammalia; Chiroptera; Phyllostomidae
Gene: POM121L12
Product: POM121 transmembrane nucleoporin like 12
Exons: 1
Coding region: 127-756 (209 amino acids)
Source: RefSeq, a predicted model, not a curated record